Ziziphus jujuba (common jujube) is the source of this 810-nucleotide messenger RNA. Its product is annotated as G-type lectin S-receptor-like serine/threonine-protein kinase At4g27290. The coding region runs from base 1 to 810 and encodes 269 amino acids. The transcript has 5 exons. The record is from RefSeq and is a predicted model, not a curated record. NCBI's taxonomy places the organism in Eukaryota, Viridiplantae, Streptophyta, Magnoliopsida, Rosales, Rhamnaceae.
AUGGCGAUUGACAUUAUUUCUGUAACUCAGUCCAUCAGUGAGAACAGCAACUUAGUUUCCAAAUAUGGAAGAUUUGAACUGGGUUUCUUCAGUCCUGGUAGUUCCAAAAGGAGGUAUGUCGGAAUUUGGUACAAGAAUAUUCCAGGCAAAACUGUUGUUUGGGUGGCUAAGCAUCAGAACUCAAUCAAUGAUUUUUCAAGGACAUCAAUGAUGAACAGAACCACCCAUCUUAUCCUUCUAGUACUAAGAAAUGAGAAAGAUGACAACUCACAGAACUAUUUGUGGCAGAAUUUUGAUCAUCUUAGUGGUACUUUAUUACCAGGUAUGAAGCUGGGAUGGGAUUUGAAAACUGAUCUUGAUUGGCAUCUAGUAUCAUGGACAAACCCUGAUGACCCUUCUUCGGGAAACUGCCUGCGGGGUAACAGUUAUAAUCUCCAAUCUAUCAUGUGGAAAGGCUUAAAGAAUGCAAAUGGUGAGCGUAACGUGAAGAUGGUUGUAGAGGUUUUGGCUGUCGUUUUUAUGGUAUGUGGGAUGUUCUUGCUUGCUCAUUAUAUUUGCGAAGUCAGAGCAAGGAAAGGCUUAGGAGGUACCAGUGAAAGACUAAAGAAUCAGAACAAUGAAGAUGAAACGGAGAACAUGGAGGUGCUAUUCUUUAACCUAGAUAAGAUUAUUAAGGCAACUAGCAACUUUUCAAGUGGUAACAAGCUCGAGGAAGGCAGCUUUGAACCUGUUUACAAGACUUUGGAAUGGCUAGUAACUUUUAAUGGAGAUCAAAGUGAAGGGAAUGCAAAGAGAAUGGUUGGAACAUAG